Epithele typhae is the source of this 561-nucleotide messenger RNA. RefSeq lists its product as uncharacterized. The record is from RefSeq and is a predicted model, not a curated record. The annotation marks the transcript as partial. NCBI's taxonomy places the organism in Eukaryota, Fungi, Basidiomycota, Agaricomycetes, Polyporales, Epitheliaceae. The transcript has 5 exons.
AGUAUGCCCGCUGGAUGGCUGAUCCCAAUUGCGAUCUUCUUCGUCCUUUCGUUUCCACCACUGUUCGGACAAGAAAUCGUCGCAGUCCUCGUCGGAGAUGUGUGGGGGCCCUGGAUAGGCUUUGGGAUUGUAUGCGCGGGUACAUUCAUCGGCGAGAUUGGCAACUUCUAUGCCUUCAAGUGGUGGUGCAUGAGCCGCGGGCGCAAAUGGGAACAAACACAGUUGACGUACGCGCUGCUCGCUCAGGUCGUGCGAGAAGGUGGGCUCUUCGUCCCCAUCAUCAUGCGCUAUAGCGCCAUUCCAGGACACUUCACGACGGCCGUCUUCGCGACGUGUGGCGUCAGCAUCUGGACGUACCUAAUCUCAGCGGCUCUCUCGCUCCCCAAGCAAUUUGCCGUCGUCUUCCUGGGCGCGAACCGAAACGGACCCCCAACAGCCCGGGUUGCUCUCCUCAAUGUUGCGGUCGUCGCGGUCAUUGUGAUAGUCACAAUUGUCGCGAUGUGGUACGUCAACAGGCGGAUUGAGAUGAUCAAGGAGGAGGUCAUCUACGCGCGGAGACAG